AUGGAGUCUCCCUAUCGCUACAAGCUCGAUCCCAUCAAGACCCCUGGCUACUGUCAUGUCGAUGGACUGACUGAAGAAAGCGCCAAGGUGGCAAGCCUUAUCCUUCAGUCGAACCGAACAGCAUACCAUGUUUUCACAACUGACUUUGACAUAAUGGGUGCCUAUCUCCAUAAUCACAUUGUGCAUCACGUCUUGACCCUCUGGGCCCUGGGGGCUGAUCCUGAUACCAUGAUCACUCACAAGAAAAAUAACGAGAACUAUCAACUUCUGCCUCGAAAAUUCCCCGACGACCACAUUGUCGAAGAAAUGGACACCCCUGAAGGAUUUACAAAAUACGUUGGUAGCCAAGAUCACUUUCUGGACUUUGUUACAUUCUUCGAACGCAAAAUUGAGAAGAUUGGGUAUCAAGCUGUCCUGCAGGAAUACAUGGUCGGCGGAUCUUCUCUCGCCGAUGACAUUCUCGGCCGGAUGUAUCAUGGAUACGUCCACUCUUUCAUGUACGUUGGCCAGGCACUCGAAUUCAAACAGCUACCACUAUUGGCUGAAGGGUUAGCACAAGCCGCCUCUCACGACGACAUGUAUUACAACGAAUUCCUUUUCCAUGUGGAGAAGAAAGCCGCUCUCCAAGAAGAGCCUCGUCUCUCGCUAGCAGAUUGUGCCGAAGAAUGUCGAAAGGACCCGGUGAUUUUGAACUGUUCCAGUAUCGACGUGCAUCGUCAAGUGGUCAGCGGCUCGUGGAAGGUCGAAAAAGAGAUGAUUCGCGACUACGUGUGUGGCCGGGCGUUCGACGAAAUGGCACAGGUCUGCGCGCGCUAUCGCGUUGAUCCCAACGAUGAUCUCGAGCGUGCGACUGCAGAGCUAAUCAAUGCAGCUGUUUGGAUUGCGGCAUCGGCCCAACGCGCCCCAUAUCAAUGCCACUUUGACUUCUUCCUGAUCCACGGGAGUAACGCUGCAAUUUGGCAGACAGCCAUGACGAACGAGGCCUCGUUCACUCGAGAGCAAAAGGCACGUCUGAUCGAAUACACCGGUCGGACAGUCCUAAUGCUGUAUGCUGGAAUGGGAUCACCUGAAGCAAACAUCGAUUGGCUCCUCUCACAGUCGCCUAAGGAGCCAGGUGCUGAUUGGAACCGUGUAUUGAAGCGAGGCUGCGAGCAUCCCGAUGACGGGCACAUGAUCAAACUGAUUCGUGUUAUUCGUCACGCACAGAAAGUAUCUGCUCCAUACGAGGAUGAUGCAGAUUUCCGGAUGAAGAAGCAUAUGUUUUUGCCUGCGGCACAGGCUGCUAUUGAUUCGGGAUCUGAUAAGCCCAUGUCUGGAGUUCUUCAUUUUGACUUCGUACGUGGGUGUGCUUUCCCAGAGGCAUGGGAGAAGUACCCUGUGAGGAACUAA
Molecule: messenger RNA, 1389 nt
Organism: Penicillium angulare
Lineage: Eukaryota; Fungi; Ascomycota; Eurotiomycetes; Eurotiales; Aspergillaceae
Product: questin oxidase family protein
Exons: 4
Coding region: 1-1389 (462 amino acids)
Molecular function (GO): oxidoreductase activity
Source: RefSeq, a predicted model, not a curated record